CGCUUCUCACGUACCAUAACAGCAGCAUGAGUAGAAAGCACCCUUAGCAAAACGUCACUUGAUUGUUUACGAAAAUUUCUAGAAAAAACAAAGCUGCAAAACCAAUUCCUUCUCUCUGCUGUGUGGAAAAUUUUGUAAAGCAUUUCGUGCAUUUCAACUAAACUCAAACUGUUCACCAAAUAAGCGAUGGCGUACUACAAGGGUGCCGCCUCGGAAGGGGGCCGCGCGGCCCAGCUCAUGAAGCGGCGCGAGCUAGCCCAGCAGGAGGUGGAGUUUCGCAAGAAGAAAAUCGAGGAGGACCUGAAAGUGAGCAACAUCGAGAACAAAUUCGCCGCCCAUUACGAUGCGGUGGAGCAGCAGCUCAAAAGCUCCACCAUCGGGUUGGUCACCCUGGACGAGAUGAAGGCCAAGCAGGAGGACAUUGUGCGGGAGCGGGAGAAAAAGCUGGCCCAAAAGAAGGAGGAAAAGGACAAGGAAAAGCUGAAGGCACUGGAAGCGAAGCUGGCGGAAAAGGAUCGCCAGAAGCGACAGAUACAGGCACUGUCCUUUGAUCCGGACGAUGAACCCGAUGGGGAUGAUGCUAAUGAUGGGGAUGAGGGGUCGGGGAAGGAAUCGGAAAAGGAGGAUGUCAAGGAGGAGCUGACCGUUGUUAAGCGGUCCUGGAAGGAGCAGGUACCGAGCGGGGUGAAGAAGAUUCGUAAAAACCCGGACGUCGAUACGUCGUUUCUGCCGGACCGGGAGCGUGAAGAGCGGGACAAUCGUUUGCGCGAGGAACUGCGCCAGGAAUGGGCGAUGAAGCAGGCGACACUGAAGGACCAGGAAAUCACGAUCACGUUCAGUUACUGGGACGGUUCCGGGCAUCGUAAAUCGGUGGCAAUGAAGAAAGGCAAUUCCAUUUACCAGUUCCUGCAAAAAUGUCUCGAAAUGCUGCGGAAGGACUUUAGCGAGCUGAAAACGGUGAUGGCGGACCAGCUGAUGUACGUGAAGGAGGAUUUGAUUUUGCCGCACCACUACACGUUCUACGACUUUAUCGUGACGAAGGCUCGCGGAAAGAGUGGACCGCUGUUCAACUUCGACGUGUACGACGAUAUCCGCAUGAUAAGCGACGCUUCGGUCGAGAAGGAAGACUCCCAUGCGGGCAAGGUGCUGCUCCGGUCGUGGUACGAACGUAACAAGCACAUCUUUCCCGCUUCCCGCUGGGAACCGUACGAUCCGACGAAGGUUUACGACAAGUACACGAUUAAGGACAAAAGUAAGAAGUAAUUUAAGAGAUUUAUACCAUUAUUAGCAGAAAGGUUUUAAUGAAAACUAUCUCCGAAGUGGCGAAAAUGUACGUUUUGGGGACAAAA
This is a messenger RNA of Anopheles gambiae (African malaria mosquito), 1349 nucleotides long. RefSeq names its product protein FAM50 homolog. The transcript is spliced from 2 exons. Gene Ontology annotation, cellular component: nucleus. Lineage: Eukaryota; Metazoa; Arthropoda; Insecta; Diptera; Culicidae. The record is from RefSeq and is a predicted model, not a curated record. Gene Ontology annotation, biological process: chromatin organization. The coding region runs from base 187 to 1263 and encodes 358 amino acids.